AUGGUCUCCCUCACUAUCGGUUAUGUGUCUGGUAUUAUUGCCGCAGCAGUUUUCAUUCUUCAAUUCUUGUUUCCAAAUGCCCUCAUUGUCGUAUUGGUCGGCCUUCUCAAGAACGAACAUACAGCGGUGACCUGGUCGGUGGUUGAGCGCAGCCUACUGAGUUCCUUGUGGCCAACGAUCCUCCGGACAGACGCUGCCGCAACUCGAGGGGUGGACAGCAAAAUCAAGUUCCUGACUUGGCUGCGACCACUGGCUCUCGGGUUGGUGACGGUAGCUGCGGUCGUCACACCGUUGGGGCUCUACGAUGACAUCGUGCCUGCGGCGUCUCCCCAGCCUGUGGCCUUCUCCUACGUCCCAGACACCAGUCCCAUGGGAUAUGGGACGCCUCCACGCAGCCAAGUUGGGUUCAGCCGGAUCUGCGGAGCCUUUCUCCCCGUGCAGUGUCCCGGCACCACGACCCUCAUCACCUACGGCGGCAACGACACCUACAUGGAAGCCAAUAUCACAAAUGAUGACUACGACACGCGAAUCCCCAAGGAGCUCGCCGAGCUCUACCAAAGCGGUCUCGAUCAGCAGCCCCGGUCGGUUUCGAGCUUCUUUGACAUUGAAUCGCGGUACUAUUCGUACAUGUAUCAAGACGGGGUCUCCCGUGGCGGCAAGUACAUUGUGGACGCGUUCCGCUACCUGUCCAACAUGGUCCUGGACAACGCCAUUGAGCCGGUUGAAGGGCUGGUCGUCGACACGGUCACGGGGGGAGUGGCCUUCCGCAACCACACCGUCCCCGUGGGCGUCCAGCUCGGCGCCGAGUGGACCGAAGACCUGCUCUGGCUGCAGCCCGAGUCGGCCUGCGUCGACACAAACGUCUCGGUCGAGUUCCGCAUCCCCUACAGCGGCAUCGCCACCAACGACCUGAUCAACAUCUCGCUCGUCGACGACGGGGGCUUCGCGAACCUCGUCCAGGAGUGGCCCUACAUUAACGUGACAAACUCGCAGAUCGAUCCGAACCUGCGCGGCCGAGCAUACAAGGCCGCGUGGAUGGUCAACGCAUAUACCAUGUUGGUCAUGAACCUGACGAGGCCGAGUCCCAACGCCUUCUCUUACCUCAAAUCCAAGGUCGGGGACAGAUUUCCAGUCACGACAUAUCAGACCAUGGGAGCGAAGCUCAAUGGAAUCUAUAUCAGCAGUACUUGGAUGUCCUUGCUGGACCCGGAAGCCUACUUGUCCAACUACAGCUUGGCCGACGCGCCAGGCGCCAACUACUCCAACCCUUUCGGGCUCACUGGAUUAAACUAUAGUGACAUCUCGUUACUCUGCUCAGGGGCGGGAGGCGCCGACCUCGCCAAUCUCACCAACAUUCACGUCGAGUGCGGCAUGGUUUUUGGCGCUGCCAGGCGUCGUGAUGGCACAAUAACCCUUGUGCAGGAGCCUGAAACAUGGUGGACACAAAAGGUGUACAGCUGUGCGACGGCAACGAAAGCGAGUAUCAAACAAGUCCGUUUCCGGUACAACGCGACGAAAGAGACUGAAGUCGAUGCCUCUCUGGGCAUCGAAUCGCCAGGAUACGAAAUGAGCGAUGUUCCUCAACUGUGGGGCCUGAUUUCGCCAGAACUGGAGCACUCGGUCAAUUUGUCCACAAUCCGGGCUCCUCAAUUGUACCUACCAGGCUACGGUGGUAAAGGUUUGUUGUCGACUGUGUCGGGAUAUGAAAAUCUGCCUGGAUCAGAUGGACCAUCGGAUGCCCUGUCGGGAGUGUACCAAUACAACAGUGGCGGCUGGGCAGACUAUACCGGAGACACCAACAUGGCCAUGUAUGCGCGGUGGCGAGAUCUUUCGGGGUCGGCAGCGACCAUGGCCAAGAUCCCCAACCUGGUGUGGACGGAUAUCGCUGCGAACAUGCUGGUGGGCACGCGCAGCUGGAACUCGGACGAUCAGCUGCCUGCCAACCUCCAGAAGCGGAGCGAGGAUGGGACGAGCAGCGCGGACAGUGACCACGCCGUCAUUCCUGUGACUGUCUAUCAGCGACGGAUUCGCUAUCGCUGGCGAUUUGCCAUCCCAGCAUUCCUGGCUCUGGCACUGUUGCUCGCGGUCCUUGUGGCGGCUUUGGCGUCUGUUCUGUCUGGACGAGGACUUCCAGCACGGGUGCGACAUUAUCUUUUUCAUUUGUCGUCAGGUCGCAUGUUGGGGGAAAUACAAUAUACUGGAGAAUGCGACAAGUUGGCACCGACAAAUGAAUGGCUCGCACGUGUGGGUAGCAGGCGCAGCGAUUUGCGCGCUUAUGUCAGUCAUGGUGCUAACAACAUUAGCGGCAGUGGUGGGCUUGCGAUCCCAACCUCACCGUUCCUCGGGCAGCAGCGUCACAUGGCCAGCGGCAUGGGUGAGGAGAAGAUGAAGCGGAUGGCGAGCGAGACGACCGAACUGCAGCCUCUCAACGAGGAGGCCGCGUCAGACCCGGACGUGAAGUGGGUUGUGCCGACUUCAGGAUAUACGAGGCUCAAUGGAAACGAACAGCCGACAUGGCGGUCACCCGGGCUCUAA
Fonsecaea nubica is the source of this 2535-nucleotide messenger RNA. RefSeq lists its product as hypothetical. The coding region runs from base 1 to 2535 and encodes 844 amino acids. Lineage: Eukaryota; Fungi; Ascomycota; Eurotiomycetes; Chaetothyriales; Herpotrichiellaceae. The transcript has 3 exons. The record is from RefSeq and is a predicted model, not a curated record.